Messenger RNA from Fusarium sp. VM40, 1422 nucleotides. Lineage: Eukaryota; Fungi; Ascomycota; Sordariomycetes; Hypocreales; Nectriaceae. The record is from the annotation of a GenBank genome assembly.
AUGAACGACCAAGGAACAGCUGGUCUCCACCACCUGAAGAGCCCCAUAUCUCUCGACAUCAUUGUGGUAGGGGCCGGGUUGAGCGGUCUCGCUGCGGCUGUUUCAUGCUUACUGUCAGGGCACAAGGUCACCAUCCUCGAGUCUGCGUCUGCACUUCAAGAGGUUGGAGCUGGAUUGCAGGUUACUCCCAAUUCAUCUCGUCUGCUGCGCCGAUGGAAGCUACCCCAAAAAUUCUGGGAUUCAGUUGCCGAGCCUACUCAGCUGGCUGUUCAUCGUUAUUCGGGCCAAGUACUCGCUUUAGAGAACGACUUCAACAAAAACAUCCGGGAAAAAUAUGGAGCUCCUUUUGUUGAUGUCCACCGAGUGGAUCUUCAACUGUCAUUAUUGGAGAGAGCACAGCAACUCGGUGCCAAGGUCGAGUUAUCCCAGAAAGUCAUAAAAAUCGACUUUGACACUCCAGAAAUUACUACACAAAGUGGAUACAAAGCAAAAGCUGAUCUAAUCAUUGCUGCCGACGGUUUGUGGUCACGUUGUCGCGAUGCAUUCCUUGGUACUAAAGAUACACCUAAGCCCACGGGUGAUCUUGCAUACCGAGUCGUCCUCAAGUUAGAGGAUAUCAAGGAUCCCGAGUUGAUUGACUGGGUCCGUAACAGCACGUGCCAUUUCUGGAUCGGGCCUGGUGCACACGCUGUUGGAUAUUCCCUCCGCGGCGGAAACAUGUAUAAUAUUGUUCUGCUUGUCCCUGAUGACCUACCACAAGGUGCCAGUAGGCUUCCUGGAUCCGUUGACCAGAUGAGGGCGCUAUUCCAUGGCUGGGAUCCUAUCUUAGUUCGAUUUCUCGAUCUUGUCACUGAAGUCGACAAAUGGAAGUUGAUGCAUCAUGACGAGAUGGAACAUUGGGUUAACCCACAGUCGAACCUUGUCUUCGUUGGAGAUGCGUGCCAUCCUAUGCUUCCAUAUCUAGCCCAAGGCGCAAACUCAGCAAUCGAGGACGGCGCCGUGUUAGGACUUUUGCUUGGCGCCGUUGAGUCGCCCAGCCAUCUACCAAAAGCGUUAAAACUCUAUGAGCAGUUGCGCAAGAGUCGUGGAGAAGCAAUUGUCCGAGAAACAUUCAAACAGAGGGCAUCAUUCCAUAUGCUCGAUGGACCAGAGCAAGAGAAGCGAGACGAAGUCUUCUUAUCACAACUCGGAAAAAAAGAACUCAAGGCGCCCUUCCCAAGUCGAUGGACGUGUCCUGAGGUGCAGCCCUGGCUGUACGGCUAUGAUGCAUAUCAGGAAGUAUACGAGGCGCUCGCCAGAGAGCCUUUCAGUACUCCUUCCCCUAAAGCAAGUCGUGAAAUCAUCGCGUCCUCUACAAGCUGGAUUUCGCGUCUCUUUUCGAACAUCCAUCGUUGGGUGUGGACAAUAUUGAAGGGGAGGUGA